AUGAAUAAAAAGAAAAAAUACCAUCGAGAUUUAAAUGAUUAUGCUAACAAUUGCAUCCGAAAAAAACCAAGAGCAUCCAAACUGAAAAAAUCUAAAACAUAUGCCCAAAAGCAAUAUGGGACUAAUUACCAUCAAGUCCCAAAAUCACCUGUAGAGAGAUCCCCUAAAAGAAACUAUCAAACUCAGGAGUGGGUGGAAGUAAAGAGGAGAAAUAGAUAUAAAAGAGAGGAUCAAUAUAGAGAUAGACCUAUUCAACAGGAGUUUGAAAGAUAUGAAAGACCACCCACACCACGCAUAAGGGUAGAACGAAGGGAGCCUGAUAGGUCUGUGAAACCAUUGAGUUCACAGAGAAAUGAAAUCUCCACACAUAAUCGUUUUGAACCCAUUAGAAAUAUGAGAGAGAAUGGAGAAAGGUCUUUUUUAGAAAAAAACUGGAGAGGACCAAAUGCCAAUGUACCGUUCUCUGCACUGUCAACAAGCAAUGCCGAUGUCAGGAAACUCAUUAUAGACACACAUAAUUACCUGAGAACAUUAGUUAAACCAUCUGCAAGCAACAUGUUAAAAAUGGUGUGGAAUGAUGCUGCAGCUCAGACAGCAGCAAGGUAUGCCAGCCAGUGCAUCGCUGGUCAUAGUGCUCCAAAUCUCAGAACAAUCCCAAAUUUCAAUUGUGGUGAAAAUAUAUUUCUAUCAACAUUUAAAGCCUCUUGGGAUGAUGUGCUUAAAUCAUUUUAUAGUGAAGUUGUUGAUUUUAUAUAUGGGUAUGGACCAAGACUUCCAAAUAUACAGACUGGUCAUUAUACACAGCUUACGUGGGCCACUUCCUUUCAGGUUGGAUGCGCUGUUGCCCAGUGCUCAAAUGCUAAAUACACAUACAACUAUGUCUGCCAUUACUGUCCACCAGGAAACUUCAAUAGCUCAAUUGGCUUCCCAUACAAAGCUGGAAAGGCAUGUGGAGAUUGCCCAUCAUCAUGUGAAAAUGGCCUGUGCACAAAUCCUUGUCCCUUGCAGGACUGGUUUGCCGACUGCAAAGAAUUUUAUUUUGGACAAAAAUGUGAUGCAGACCUUGAUAGAGAUUGUCCUGCUACUUGCCGGUGCUCUAAUAAUCAAAUAAAAUAG
Molecule: messenger RNA, 1116 nt
Organism: Pelobates fuscus (common spadefoot toad)
Lineage: Eukaryota; Metazoa; Chordata; Amphibia; Anura; Pelobatidae
Product: cysteine-rich venom protein-like
Exons: 7
Coding region: 1-1116 (371 amino acids)
Source: RefSeq, a predicted model, not a curated record